This is a messenger RNA of Vitis riparia (riverbank grape), 1834 nucleotides long. Its product is annotated as elongation factor 1-alpha-like. The coding region runs from base 124 to 1467 and encodes 447 amino acids. Gene Ontology annotation, biological process: translation; translational elongation. Gene Ontology annotation, molecular function: GTP binding; GTPase activity; translation elongation factor activity. The record is from RefSeq and is a predicted model, not a curated record. The transcript is spliced from 3 exons. Lineage: Eukaryota; Viridiplantae; Streptophyta; Magnoliopsida; Vitales; Vitaceae.
UACAUAAAGUGAAGUAGCCUCUCACUCUUCUCCCUCUCGUGCCUUUGCCCUCUGCGCUCUCUCUCUCUAUUUUCCGAGAGAGCCAUUUUCGACCUAAAGAAAGAUUCUUGCUAAAAUUUUAUAAUGGGUAAGGAGAAGGUUCACAUUAAUAUCGUGGUCAUUGGUCAUGUUGACUCUGGAAAGUCGACCACCACUGGUCAUUUGAUAUACAAGCUUGGAGGUAUUGACAAGCGUGUUAUUGAGCGGUUUGAAAAAGAAGCCGCUGAAAUGAAUAAAAGAUCAUUCAAGUAUGCUUGGGUCUUGGACAAGCUCAAGGCUGAGCGUGAGCGCGGUAUUACCAUUGAUAUUGCUUUGUGGAAGUUUGAGACCACUAAAUAUUACUGCACUGUCAUUGAUGCUCCUGGGCAUCGUGACUUCAUCAAGAACAUGAUCACUGGUACCUCACAGGCUGAUUGUGCUGUGCUUAUCAUUGAUUCUACCACUGGUGGUUUUGAAGCUGGUAUUUCCAAGGAUGGUCAGACCCGUGAGCAUGCUUUGCUUGCCUUCACCCUUGGUGUCAGGCAAAUGAUCUGCUGUUGCAAUAAGAUGGAUGCGACAACACCGAAGUACUCCAAGUCCAGGUAUGAUGAAAUUGUGAAGGAAGUUUCUUCCUAUCUUAAGAAGGUCGGUUACAACCCUGAUAAGAUCCCCUUUGUUCCAAUCUCUGGAUUUGAGGGUGACAACAUGAUUGAACGGUCAACAAACCUUGACUGGUACAAGGGCCCUACCCUCCUUGAGGCUCUUGACAUGAUUCACGAGCCCAAGAGGCCCUCGGACAAGCCUCUUCGUCUCCCACUACAGGACGUUUACAAGAUUGGUGGCAUUGGCACUGUUCCUGUUGGUCGUGUUGAAACUGGUAUUAUUAAACCCGGUAUGGUUGUCACCUUUGGGCCAAGUGGACUCACUACUGAAGUCAAGUCAGUUGAAAUGCACCAUGAGUCUUUGGUAGAGGGUCUGCCUGGUGACAAUGUUGGUUUCAAUGUGAAGAAUGUUGCUGUCAAGGAUCUAAAACGUGGCUUUGUUGCAUCUAACUCCAAAGACGAUCCUGCAAAGGAAGCUGCCAACUUCACAGCCCAGGUGAUUAUCAUGAACCAUCCUGGCCAAAUUGGAAAUGGUUAUGCCCCAGUCCUUGACUGCCACACCUCCCACAUUGCGGUGAAGUUUGCUGAGAUUACAACCAAGAUUGACAGGCGGUCUGGCAAGGAGCUUGAGAAGGAGCCCAAGUUCUUGAAGAAUGGUGAUGCUGGAUUUGUUAAGAUGAUUCCAACCAAGCCCAUGGUUGUGGAAACUUUCUCCGAGUACCCUCCACUUGGCCGUUUUGCUGUUAGGGACAUGCGUCAAACUGUUGCUGUCGGUGUUAUCAAGAGUGUUGAGAAGAAGGAUCCAAGUGGUGCCAAGGUUACCAAGUCCGCUGCCAAGAAGAAAUGAAAGGUUUGUUUUAGAAAACCAAUGCUAAGGGAAGUAGUGUCUAUGGUCUUCUUUAGUUAUAUGGUCAAUUUUGUCUCAAUGGGCUUUUAUGGCCUUUAUUGCUGCACUCUAGCCUCACUUGUGGGGAUGGUGGAGGUGUUGAGCACUUAGGUUCCAACCUGAGUGGCUUGACAAGCAAUGGCAAAACCUACAAACCCGUUAUAUUGUGCUUCCCCUCUUUAGUAAACUGAGUUUUUAGUUUCUAGUUGAAGAACAAAUUUGGAUUGGAUAACAAACGUUUUGAGGUCCCUUGGAUGUUUUCAUUUCAGUGAGACUUGAGGUGUACGUCUUGAAUUACCUUUACAGUGCUAGGUUUGUGCUUAGUGUU